Molecule: messenger RNA, 1123 nt
Organism: Corapipo altera (White-ruffed manakin)
Lineage: Eukaryota; Metazoa; Chordata; Aves; Passeriformes; Pipridae
Gene: GADD45G
Product: growth arrest and DNA damage inducible gamma
Exons: 4
Coding region: 76-555 (159 amino acids)
Biological process (GO): regulation of cell cycle
Cellular component (GO): nucleus; cytoplasm
Source: RefSeq, a predicted model, not a curated record
CGCUCGGGGCUGUUGUCAGAAGGAGCCGCUUAGCGAGCAGCUGACGGAGCCGCCGCGCUGUGGGGACUCGCUGCCAUGACUCUGGAGGAGAUCCACGGACAGCAGCCUGCGCCCGUGGGCCACGACUGGAUGCAGGGCGCCGGCACGGCCCUCCACGACCUGCUGGUGUCGGCGCAGCGCCGAGGCUGCCUCACCGCCGGCGUCUACGAGUCGGCCAAGCUGAUGAAUGUCGACCCUGACAACGUCGCGUUCUGCGUGCUGGCCGCGGACCAGGAGGACGAGGGGGACAUCGCCCUGCAGAUCCACUUCACCCUGAUCCAAGCCUUCUGCUGCGAGAACGACAUCGACAUCGUGCGGGUGAACGACGUGGCCAAGCUGGCGGCCAUCGUGGGGCCCAGCGAGGAGUCCGGGGAGCCGCGGGACCUGCACUGCAUCCUCAUCACGAACCCGAGUGAAGAAGGCUGGAAGGACCCAGCUCUUGAAAACCUGAACUUGUUUUGUGAAGAGAGCCGAAAUGUCAAUGACUGGGUGCCAACCAUCACCCUGCCCGAGUGAUGGUGACCCGGUGCACUGGGGAGGCUGAAACCUUUGUUGCAUUCUCAACGUGGUGUGGGUUCACCAAACUGCGCAACAAGCUGCUGAUUCCAUGGAUUAGCCUGGUCAAGAGACUGGAUUAAGGUCCCUCAGACUGGCAUGCAGUGGGCUCUUACAGAGGAGAAAGAGGAGAACAGCUCACCUCACCAGUGAGCCUCAGUAGGCUGCAACCAUGGAGAGGCUGACAUACCAUGGAACUGAAAGAAGUAUUGCAAGUUUGUCAGCCAUGUGGAGCUGUUUCAGAAGGGAGAGAGAAAGUCAGGGGAAGUGGGCCAAAACUUUCCAGAAGGACUGGAUAGAGUUCUGGAACUAGGAACUGUUGGUGCUGUCUGCAAAACAUGCAGGAGAAAGUUUUCAAUAUUUGGUGGACUGCUGGGGACUGGUUACUGAGACAAAUACAGAGAUUCCAAAGCAGACAGACUUCAACAGGCCUCUUGGGUCACUCUGCAGAACUGGUUUAAUAAUGCAAUAACUUUUAUUGAAAUAUUUGCUGCUAUUGAAGCUUUCAUAAUAAAUUUUUGACAAUUAA